Molecule: messenger RNA, 3153 nt
Organism: Cottoperca gobio
Lineage: Eukaryota; Metazoa; Chordata; Actinopteri; Perciformes; Bovichtidae
Gene: adra1ab
Product: adrenoceptor alpha 1Ab
Exons: 3
Coding region: 559-1944 (461 amino acids)
Biological process (GO): phospholipase C-activating G protein-coupled receptor signaling pathway; adenylate cyclase-activating adrenergic receptor signaling pathway; cell-cell signaling
Cellular component (GO): plasma membrane
Molecular function (GO): alpha1-adrenergic receptor activity
Source: RefSeq, a predicted model, not a curated record
UCUCCCACAAAAGGGAGGCAGAAGGACGGCAGGCAUAGGGACGGGAGCUCUGUGCUCUUCGUGCUCUCCGUGGCGGACAGACACGAGAACGCAUGUCUGCUUUCAGAGAGAAUCAGCUGAACUGUUUGCCCCCCUUUUUUAAAAACUCGCUGCAAUGAGAUGUGUGCGCUCUGAGAAGGUUUCCUGGAAGAAAGUCUUUCAUCAUGGCUGAACACAUAACAUUCCAAAUCCAUCAUUAACUGCCACUUUGAACAUGGAUAUUUGUUCGAUUUCUAUUAAACUCUAUUAUUAUUCUGGACUAAAUAUGACAAAGCAUGGCAGUGUUUCUCUCUCUGAAUAUGACAUUCUGCCAAGGAACCCUGGCAGAGGCUACGUGAUCGGUGGAGCGCUGGCACGAGUCGUCACAUCUACAAAUGAACUGGAAGAUCAGUUUAUGCUGCAGGAAACGCUUUUAUCCUCCGCAAUAGGAGGAGCAGAAAAUGGGUUGAGGAACAGAUGUGGCAUGAGUGUUAUCACUCUUCAAGACAUUUAAAAAGGUAAUGCACCCAACAGAUUACAAUGGUUCCUGCUGAGAACUCGAGUGUUUUCUCUGCAGCAGAUCGCUGUCCCAACUGCAGCUCCUCCGCCCACACCGAAGUGGAUUUAGCCAAGGUGGUGGUUUUGGGGAUGGUGCUGGUGGUGUUUGUCGUGUUUGGGGUCCUUGGCAACAUCCUGGUCAUCCUGUCAGUUUUAUUCCACCACAACUGGCGCUCUGUGACACAUUACUUCAUCGCCAACUUGGCAGCAGCAGACCUGCUGCUCAGCUCUGCCGUGCUGCCCUUCUCCGCCACCUCGGAGGCUCUGGGAAGAUGGGUGUUUGGUCGAUCCUUCUGCAGCGUCUGGGCCGCUCUGGAUGUCCUAUGCUGUACCGCCUCCAUCCUCAGCCUGUGUGUGAUCUCAAUCGACCGCUACCUAGCUGUCAGCUACCCUCUGCGUUACCCUGCCAUAGCUACUGGACGGAGAGGCCUUACCGCGGUGGCUGCUCUCUGGGUACUCUCAGCAGCUAUAUCUGUUGGUCCUCUGUUUGGCUGGAAGGAGCCCGACCCCGAAGACGAGACAGUGUGCCGGAUCACAGAGGAGCCCGGCUAUGCUUUGUUCUCGGCGCUAGGAUCUUUCUACAUACCUCUGGCCAUCAUCUUGGCCAUGUACUGCCGUGUGUAUACUGUGGCAAAGAGAGAGACCAAAACCCUCAGGAGGAGCAGUAAGGGAGAAGGAGUUGAGACAGAGGGGGUGAUGCUGAGGAUUCACCGAGGGAAUGCUGCUCAGACGGAGAAGCACGAGGAGGACAAGGGGACCGCAACACAUAAACGCACCACCUUUUCCCUGCCGAAGUUGCUGAAGUUCUCAAGAGAAGAGAAAGCAGCCAAGACCCUUGGCAUCGUUGUCGGGUGCUUCAUUCUGUGCUGGCUCCCUUUUUUCCUGGUUUUACCCAUCGGAUCCAUCUUCCCAUCCUGUAAGCCUUCUGAAACCGUCUUUAAGAUUACCUUCUGGCUGGGUUACCUCAAUAGCUGCAUUAACCCCAUUAUCUACCCAUGCUUCAGUCGGGAGUUCAAGAAAGCCUUCCACAACGUGAUCCGUGGUCGCUGCCUGAGAACUGGGGUACCGGCUGCCAAACCACAAGGACACAUCACGCCUCACUCCUCCAGUCCAGGCCCCACGUCCAAUACCUCUGAUAUCUCGGCCCCAAACAUCACUGUUUCCUCAUGUGGUUGCUGUAGGGUGCUGUCGACCCCCUCAUCUGUCGGUGGUCCGGAUCAGGCUCAAAGCGCACAAAUCCAGAGUAAGAGUCUGCUGAAGGCGUGGUGUCUCUCGGCAAGCCGAACGCCGGUGUCCCAGAAUCCCUCCAGUCACAGAUCAACCAAGGUCUUACGCAUUUCUCUCAGCGCGACAGGAGAGGCUGUUUGAUUGGCAUGCUGAUGCAAUGGUGGAAUUCUUACCAUCCAUUCUUGUACUUGGGUUUUGCCCCGCGGAAACACUUAUGUACAACUUCUGCAUGUAUAUUUAAAUUCCUCAGAGGCAUAGAGUGCAGGGCCAGUCGAUAGUGAGUCUUGCCUCCAGCGCAGGCAGAAGAUAACGCUGUUGCCUUAAGGCUUUAUGCCAGUGUAAAUGCCUGGAGUGUCAAAGAAAAUAUGAUUUGGGAAACUGAAUGAGUAACAUUUUUGUCUUCACUCAACAGCCAGCACUGAGCUGCUCUUAAACAGAGCUCUACUUGUCUAGUUCAAUAGGAGCUCCCUAGUGAUCAACAAGAAGAACACUGGAGUAUGAAUGCACAGCAUGAGACUUUUGGAAAAAUACAAUCCUCUUUGGUUAAAAAAAGAUUAAAUAAAAGUAUGGACAAAAGGUUAGGAGGGAUAACUAUCUGCACUUGAAGAGGAAUAAAAGACAUAAUAGAAUCUUAUUGAAAUACCAUUGUAAAAGCACUCCAGAGACAUUAUUUCUUUAAACAUUAGUGGUAUUUCUUCAGAUUGCACAAGAGCCCUUAAGGGUGAGAUGCUCUAAAUCCAGUGAAAGCUCUGAGAAAGUGGGAGCACGUCUAGGAGUGCGUGUAUUACAUGCGUGUUCUCCCCGCUUUAAAGGGACAAAACACUUGCAGGCUUUGGUUUUGAAAUACCUGUCACAGAGAGACAAAAAUUAGAAAUUGUUGGAGGGAAGAGAAAUAUCAUUUGAUAUUUAGUUUUUGGGUAAAUAAAAGAAAACUUUACAAUACAGUGCUGUCACAAACAAAAGACCUUCAUUCUACCCCUCUGAAGCUUUCAAUGUUUUUAUUGAGGUUGCAUCAAAGAUGUGUUGAAUCAACUUUUUAUGUUUGACAUCAUAGCUUGUGGUGUUGUUUAAUAAAUGAAGAGGCGUCGGAUGCUUUUCUCUUUAUUUCUGAGUACUGGUUUCCUUUCAGUGCAGUUCUACAGAGUUGGGUUUUCCACGUGCAAACAUCUUCAAUUCUUUGUUUUUCUGUAACUGUAGCCGACAGACACACAGCCCUGAUGUAUUAUCACCUGAUGAAGCUGUUAUGUCUAGCGUGUAAUCAAAUAUGCAUUUAGCAGACACAGAGCCACAGUAUGUUCCCAUUUGAGUCAUGUUUGAGUCCAUUUGACGAGUGUAAGUCCAACAUUCACU